AUGGCUUCAACAUCAGCAGCAGCAUCCACAACAGCACCAAGCUCAUCACCAUCAACACCUACACCACAACCCCAAAGCACCCGAAAAUACAACCUCCACAAUCCCCUCCCUCUAUCCGCCGCCCAGGAGGCCGAAGUCAAGCAGCUCUACUACAAACGCGUACGAGCGCAGUGCGCCCCGGAGAUCAAAGCAUUCGCGGAAUGUGCCGUUAAUCGAACGGUAACGGCCACCUGGGUAUGUCGGGCUCAGCGGCUGGCGAUGAACUCAUGUAUGGUUGCGCAUGCGAAGCCGGAAGAGGAGGACCGGGCGCGGGAGGAGUGGUUUGCGACGCAUGAGGAGAGGCGGCGGGCGAGAGAGGAGGAGUUGGCUCGGGUUGAGAAGAGGAGGGAGGAGGUGAUUCGGAUGAUGAGGGAGGAUGAGGCGCGGAGGAAGAAUUCAGCUUGA
This is a messenger RNA of Aspergillus fischeri NRRL 181, 444 nucleotides long. RefSeq lists its product as uncharacterized. The coding region runs from base 1 to 444 and encodes 147 amino acids. Lineage: Eukaryota; Fungi; Ascomycota; Eurotiomycetes; Eurotiales; Aspergillaceae. The record is from RefSeq and is a predicted model, not a curated record. The transcript is spliced from 2 exons. Gene Ontology annotation, cellular component: mitochondrion.